Messenger RNA from Alnus glutinosa, 2287 nucleotides. RefSeq lists its product as uncharacterized. NCBI's taxonomy places the organism in Eukaryota, Viridiplantae, Streptophyta, Magnoliopsida, Fagales, Betulaceae. The transcript is spliced from 2 exons. The coding region runs from base 1412 to 2287 and encodes 291 amino acids. The record is from RefSeq and is a predicted model, not a curated record.
GAUAGGAAGAGAUAUAUAUAUAUUUCCCUUUCUUGAUUGUCAUAAUCUAUCUGAAGGGGAAAAAACAAUCUGAUUAUUACAUUUAACAACUUAUAUAUAAUAUUAUUGACAAAAACAUAUAUAACAUUAAAUCUACAAAAUCUAAUUAUAUUCGUAUUUUAAAUUUUUUACCCAUACUUUCCAUGACGUGGGAGUGCAUGGUUCGCCAUUGGAAUAAUUGUAGCAAAUGCUACCGCGCGGUAUUUUCAGAGUACCUCCAUUGAUUCCCUGUUUGACAGCUGGGCGCUGUGUACUCUUACAUUUACUUGCGAGACGAGAAAGAUCGAAGACGAGCUUGAAGAUCAGAAAGAAGUGGAGGAUUAGGUUUAGGAGGACCCUUUGCGUUGAAGUCUGUGGGGGUAUAAAGGUGAUGAUAGCUGUGUUUUCUGUCGGAGUGGAAAUUAUGGAAAGCAGACAACGUUUGUUUUUCAACUGUAGCUACUGUUUGAGAAUAUGGAGGGAAGGCAUGAACAGUUCAAUGCAAUGUUCUUAAUUCUCCAACUGACUGGGAGGAGCUGGUUGAGUUGGAAAAGCGGGAAUGGAAGAAUAAGUCUCUCAAGGCUAACAUCUGUAGAUUGGUGCUGAGUGCUACGGUGUACAAUAUUUGGAGAAACCGUAAUGAGCUUAAAUAUGGCAAUCAUCCCAAAACAGAGGAGCAACUGAUGCAAAAAAUCUUCUGGGAAGUUCGUACUCGAGUCCUGGGAAAAGGCAGAUUCAAGAAGAUUACUGAGAAUAUGGAUCUUUGUAGAAAUUGUAGUAUAAAGGAAGAGAUCUUGGUUUGAUUGUGUUAGAUGCUGUCUUGUCCUUGCCUUCCAGUAGUUUUGUCUGGUUUAUUCUGUAGAAUCAGCUUGGCUCGGUUUUUCUGCAGUUUUACUGUUCACGUGAGUUUUGGCUUUUGCUCAUGCAGUUUUCUGUUUAGAACAGUGUUUUGUUGUUUGUUGGGUGGGGUUUUGUUUGAGUAGUUGUUAUGGUGUUCUGAUACUGUCUGUAGUAUCUUUGUAGUUCAGUUGUUUUGCUGAUUUGUGUGUAAUUGGUUUAGUUGUAAUGAAAAGCUUAUUCAUCAACAAAAAAAAAAGAAGUUGGGCUUAUUGGGAAGCUUUUCUCGUGGGGUUGCUGACAGGCAAUGUAGACUGGUUCUUACUCUUACUUUUUCUUUUCUUUUCUUUUUUUCAUUUGUUUUAAUCUUUUUGUGUUUGAAUCCUUUGGAGCCUGGUGGGGUUUAAAGUUUGUAAUGCUGUGGUAAGCUUGCAAGUUGCAAUGAUUCAUAAAAUUCCAUGUUCAUUUUCUGUUUUCUGGGGUUUAAAGAUUGAUUUUCAUUGCAGUAUCGAUACUUGGCUCAUUUGGAAUCACAGAAUUUGGGGAUAUUUGGAGGAUGCCAGACUUGGAUCAAGAUAAGGCGAAGGCUCUUCAAGAAAAGGGAGAGGCUGAACAAAAAAUGAUGAGUGGUGACUAUAGUGGUGCGAGGGAUAACUUACACAGAGCACAACAGCUUUUUUCAGCUAUUGAUGGCAUUGACUCAAUGGUGACUGUCUGUGACAUACUGUCUGCUGCCAGUAACAAGUUUUCUGGUCAAGGAAUUGAUUACUACUGGGUUCUUCAGCUUCCGCCUUCAUCUAACUUCUCUGAUGUUAAAAAUCGCUACCAGGGGCUCCUUGCCUUGUUGCAACCUAUCAAGACAAAGUUCUUGGGCACCCAAUUGGCUCUGAAACUUGUAGAAGACGCAUUUUCCAUUCUAUCUAACCAUGAGAAGCGUUCCAUGUAUGAUUUGGAAAGGGCUGCAAUUAGAGAAGAUUAUGCAUCUUUGAAUGUAAAAGAUUUAUUAUGUCAACAUAUGGCAAGUAAGGAAACAAAAACUUUGGGUGGAACCAGCAGAGCAACGACGAUAUUUUCAGAAGGUAUUGGAACUCUGGAAUUCAAACUCCAAAACUUUGACGUUGAUCAACAACAUGGUGGAGUUAUUUGUCGACAACCGCUCAGUAAGGUUUCUGCUGACUUGCAUUCUAAAGGGAAAGUUGGAGCAGACAUAGAUAUGUCUAGAGACAGUAUAAAUUCGUCAACAACAUCACAACCAACGAAUUUUCAGGAGAAUUCAUCUUGUUCUUCCAUAGCUUUGGCACAGAAAAGCCAUUGUCAGGACUUCUAUAACUUUGAGAAUGAUAGAAAACCCGAGCAUUUCAAGGCCGGUCAGAUCUGGGCAGCUCAAUAUAGAGCAAAUCUACCUAAUAACUUUCGGUAUGCUCGAGUCUGA